This is a messenger RNA of Nerophis ophidion (straightnose pipefish), 3527 nucleotides long. RefSeq names its product MALT paracaspase 3 (gene malt3). The record is from RefSeq and is a predicted model, not a curated record. Bases 273 to 2234 code for a protein of 653 amino acids. The transcript is spliced from 14 exons. Gene Ontology annotation, molecular function: cysteine-type endopeptidase activity. Lineage: Eukaryota; Metazoa; Chordata; Actinopteri; Syngnathiformes; Syngnathidae. Gene Ontology annotation, biological process: proteolysis.
AGUCAUUGAGGUUAUAAAGUAGUUAUAAGCGAAAGUGUCUCGACAGCAUCGACGCUGCCGUUGCAGAGCUGAUGGCAACAAUGCGCUCCUGCUAUCCUUGUUGUUGUGUAGUAGGAUUUAAAAAAGCUAAAAGAGGGAAGAAGGUAUAUAGGGUAACUUUCGGCCUGCUAUAAACACCUAGACAUUCGAUUAGUAGCAUCGUUUUACAGUAAAUGUCGCUCCUGAAGGGAACACGUCGCGGGUAAAAAGAAGGAAAUGCGCCGUUAAACACAAUGAUUGCAGAGUCUGCCGCCUUGUUUCCAGACAUUGUUAUCGUGCGCCAACCUGUCUCUGUGUGUGUGCCUGUCCACUGCAAGGCCACGCUGAGUGUCCGUGCUGAGGGUGCAAGCGUCCUCAGCUACCAGUGGUUCACAAGCGAUGACAAAAAUCCCAAUGGACCACCACUAAAUGUGUAUGGUGGAACUCAAGCAGACCUGACCAUUGAGGCCAAAAAAAGCCAAGGCUACGUGUGCCGGGUGAACGAUAUCUUUUCCAACUGUGUGUUCAGUGAGUGGGUGAAAGUCAAGGUGCUGGACAUUGGUGUAUCAGGUCUGCCGCUGCAGUGGAAGGGGGAGCCCCACAUCGCUAUCAACCUAAAACCACAGACGGUCCAACUCGGUGAAAAAAUUACACUUCGGUGUGUUGCUUUUGGCAAUCCUGCACCAAAAUAUGAAUGGUACAUAAAUGGAAAUCUGCUGUGUGACAAGAUCAGCGACACUCUCCAGAUUGACCGUGCCAUGGCCGAACACAAAGGAACAUACAUGUGCUCGAUGUCUAACGUGCUGCAGGAGAUAUGGAGCCAAGCCGUGGAAGUGAAUGUGGUGCAAAAUGGUCAACUUCCUCUAUCAGCGCAUACAGCUGUUGACAAAGUUGCCUUGCUCAUCGGUAACUUGAGUUACUCCCACCACCCUCGCUUACUGGCCCCCAUGAUGGAUGUACAUGAGCUGUCCAACCUCCUGCAGCAGCUUGGGUUCCGAGUGGUGUCCUUGCUGGAUCUCACCAAAGUGGAGAUGCUGGUUGCUGUGGACAAGUUCAUUAACCUCCUAGACAAAGGAGUUUAUGGUCUUUUCUACUAUGCCGGACACGGCUUUGAGCGUGCCGCCAGAAAUUACUUGGUACCUGUUGAUGCUCCGGUGCCGUACCGAAGUGAAAAUUGCCUGUGUGUUCAACGCGUCAUGCAAAGCAUGCAGCAACGACAGACCGCACUGAGUGUUAUCCUAUUGGAUACCUGCCGCAAAUGGUACAACCAGCAGUGCCUACCAUCAACCAUCAUGGCUUUGGAGCCCAAGGGGAAUACAGUAUACGGUUACGCCACAUGUGAAGAUGCUGUGGCUUUUGAGGUCCAGGAUGGAGGGAAAAGCACAGGAAUCUUCACCAAAUACUUGAACAAGCACAUCCUUCAGGCGGAGAAGGUCACACACGUUUUGGAGAGGGUGUCAGAGGAUUUAGGCAGAGACCCACUGGUAAGAGGCAAGCAGGCUGUGGAAAUCAAGCACACCUUGAAGGAACCUCGCUCGCUUGCAGAUCCGGUUCGAACCUCCGGCUACACGAAGGAGCUGCACCUUAGAGAAGUUUGCUGGCGACAAGCAAACAAGCUACCAAGAAAGAAGCGGCUGAUUUUCCUUUGUGGGGUAGAAGUGGAAGUCAGCUUUUCAGCUUUGUUCUCAAAUGUCAUGGUGGCGUUUGGAAUUAUCAACACCACAGGCCCCAAAACGGACAACUGCACCAUCGCUCUCAGCAGCAUACCGCCCAUGGAAGACAUUUUUUCUGGGCCCGGAAGGAUGGAGGAGAUGGACUCCAUACUCUUUAACAAAGCUGACUGUACUCUGCGAGUGUGUGGACUUCAAAAACUUCAGGAAUCACUGGUCAUCAAGGUGGAUCUACAUUAUACUCACAUGGACAGUAGGGCGCGCCUUACAGAGAGUCUACAGGUGGACAUAGGAGAGCCUAUGGUGGCCUCCUGCAAAUUGUACAAGACACUUCAAACUAAGUCGCCCAUGAAACCGUACUCGGCUUCUGCACAAAGUACUGGCAAAAUCGCACAAUGCAAGAACCUGGCCGAUCACACCCGAGCCGGUCCCUGUCGCCCUUUCACGAGGAAGGCUGAGUGCGGCGCUAAUGUGGCGGUCCAAAGGUGCAACGAACCUGAGGAAAAUGAUGAGAAUGAGCUACAUGACUUCAGAUGUCAAUUUUAAACCAUUGUCGGUCUUUUCUACUGUAAUGUUGUGUUACUUAUUUAGCCCUCUACUUGUACAUGCUUAAUGAUGAUGACAAUUGAAUGUUGUUUUGAGUGUCUUAUCAUAUAUUUUCAAUUACUCAAAGCUGAAAAGCUUGGAUAAAGUACUUAUUUUUUUUAUUUUUCCAAGAUGGCGCUGCUGUAGUGGCUGCUGUAGGCAGGAGCUCUGUGCUCUUGUGUCAUCCUUUUGAGUUUCCCUCUUGUUUUCAUGUGUUAUUAUAUUUUUUUGCAUUUUGGUCCGGGACCCUUUGGGACUGUGUGACAAGGGGUGACACUUUUGUGACCUCUGUGGUGCUUUUUUUGUGGACUUCUGGAUCUGCCUCCCGGGAGCCUUUUGGCCAUGGAGACCAGCUGCUGGGUGUCUGCUAUACCAGAGUCUGUUUGGAUGUACUGGAGGAGAUGCGGAUGAGGGGGACAGGGCUGCGGAGCUAGCACUGAGCGCUGGGACGGAGAGGCUUCGCGGUGUCUUGACUGGGUGAGCAGGUGUCGGACACCUCAGUCACCUUGGACGUAUCCUCGCUCAUCCAUGCGGACUGGACAUUGGCCGAGAGUGGAGUCUGCUAUCUUGGUUGCUUUGUUGGGUCUGCUCCUGUCUCUGGCCAUGCUCCCUCCUCCCCAGCAGACCAUGGCGUGGAACACCGCAGAGGCCACCACAGUGUAUAUGUUUAUUUUACUUUUUAUUCAUAGCUGUAUGUAGAAGUGUCUGGUUGUAUCUGUUGCUUUAAUGUCUUUAAUGUCCUCUGUGUUCUUUGGUGAUUGAUGUUUCCCUCUUACACACAUGUAAGAGGGAUGUGUACUAUGGCUAUGAGUUGUUGUUUUUUUCCCUUGGCCUCACUCUGCACCCCCACUCCAGGGCCUAGGCUAAGACCGAUUUUUUUUAAUUUUAUUUUAAUGUUCUAUUCCCCCCCCCCCCCCCCCCCCCCCUUGUUUACCUGUAUGUCAUCUUUUUUGUAAGGGGCGCUGGAAGCCGGCAGACCCGUCAGCGAUCCUGUUCUGUCUCCCUGUAAUGUUUGUCUGAUCUUGAAUGGGAUUGUGCUGAAAAUUGUAAUUUUCCUGAAGGAACUCUCCUGACGGAAUAAAUAAAGUACUAUCUAAUCUAAUCUAAUCUAAUCUAUUUGCAAUCAAAAAGGUGUAAUGAUCAUUUAAUCCUCAGCAGACAAGGACUGGCGUUUUUGUCCUUUCAGUAAUUUUUUUUCUGUAUUUCUGGCUGUAAUUUUGAUGGGUUUUUAUUUAUUAAAUUUAAAAAUGUUAA